UGUAAAAUCCAUCAUGGAAACAAAAGUAAAUAACAAACAUGUGCUUAACUAAUGCUACAUAUAUAGAACACUGACGGAUUUAAUACUUAAGUAACUAUUGUACGAAGAUAAGAGUUACGGAUAAAUAUGCAGAUGUUCCAGUCCAAUAUUGGAAUGAUAUCUCAACUUCAUUUAGAGAAGAAAAAGUUCAGACAUUGGGCCAAGGCAAUGCUUGGAAUAAAAUACUUAAAAGAAGGAAUUGCGCCUUUUUGUGACGACGUUGCCAGACAGCAGCAUGAAGUUAUUUUAGAUAACAUUAGACAAAGCAAGAACCUACAGAGUGUGACAUGUGCUCAGUGCGCUCUGAAUACUCUCAAACCAGACCAUGUGAAAUCAGGAAAAAAACAAUGUCCAUUAGGUCAAGCUAACUGUAACUGUUGGUAUGAGAAAGAUAAAUGGGCUUGUUGUGGAAACGUAUGUGGCGCCAUCUAUGACACAAUUAUAACUUACCAUGCGAACAAACCACCCGCUCCUUAUUGGAAAAACACCAACUCUCAUAUGUGGACUAGAGAUCCGUGGAGUAUAGCUAAAUGUUUCAUCAACUCCCCCGGAUAUGAUCAGGCGUCAUCAGCAGCCGACACUGACUGCAUGGGAUUACUACACGUAAUCAUAAACAACAAAUAUUUUCAUAACCAUGUUGGGAGUAAUAUGGCUAAUGCGUUUUCAAAGGUCAGACAAGACAGAAACGAGAUAUUCCACAGUAGCACCAUGGAGCUAGAGGAGGCAGAAGCAAAUGCUUACAUUGAUGAUAUGAUUGCUGCGCUGCAAGAUGGCGAAGAACUGAAAAACAGGCAAGAUGCUCAGGACGCUGUAAACAAACUUGAAGAGUUGAAGAACGGGGACUUUAACAUUACCACACAAGGAGGGAAAGGCGUACCUGAAAAUGCCCUAGUCUCAAUUUGCAAUAAAAUAGAGGACCUGGAAAAUACGACUAAGAAGGCAAACUAUGACAUUGAUUACAAACAUAAUGAAGUUAUAGAAAAUAUUGAAAAAAGGAUGGAGGUAGCAUUACAACAUGCUCUGCAAGAAUUUGAUCAACAUGCUCUGCAAGAAUUUGAACGACUUACAUUGCCAAAGAGUAAAGAAGACAAAACGGACACCAUACGUCAAGAGGAUCAGAAACAGUUCGGCUAUGUAGAAGAAAAACAAGACAUAGCGACACAACAAUUAAAUCCGAAGACUUCCGGUAAUGAUACAGAGCAAUCGAUAGUCUCCGAGUACGACAGCGAUGGUAGAACAAGUGUCAACAGCCCGGAAUUAAAAGAUGAAGACAGAUUAAAAAAGCUGAAACAGCAUAAAAGAGCCCUAUACACAAAGCUACAUGAAAUCGAAGACUCAAGAAGUAUUCCCUUUCCUGCAAAUGACCAAGACGUCAAAACGUGGGAUAUCAAUUGCACUUCUAGAUGGCAUGAUGCUCCUGAACAUAUUUUCUAUUAUGGUAUUUUUGACCUAAUUAUUAAAAGAACUCGGGAAUUGCCAAAACUUGAAUAUCUUACACUGACGGACAUGAUCAUUGGGAGACAUAAAUUUUCAAUGUCAAUUACUGAAAAAGAUAUAGCUUGUCUUAAAGAUUUAAAUUCAGAUAGUAAAUUUCGAAAAAUUGGUUCAGAGUUUUUGGCAAAAUAUGCAGAAAAUGUUUGUUUUGAUAAAGACGAUUUCCGAAUUGAGGAAAGAAAAACAAGGUCAUUUGCAUCGUACAUCGUUUUAGAUAUGAUUUGUCGUAUGUGCGUGAUGGAAAACGUUGAUAUUGAGGAAGCUUAUCCUGCUUUGGAAGAGAACAAAGGCGAGCUAAUGAUAAUUUGUGUUUCAAAAAAAAAAGUUGCUUAUCAGAGUACAGACGAUUCAGCAUAAGAGAAAUAUCUUUUGAGGAUACAUCGACAGAAUCGCUGGUGGCAGAAAACGCACCUGAUAAAAAUGAUACAAAUGUGCAGGAUUUGAUCAGACGGUAUAGCAUUGAGGUCAAUGAAACAUUGUCUCAUCAUAUAUUAAGACUUAUGGAAAGACACAGUAACUUAGAAGCAGCUAAAGUGAGUUUUGUUCGUUCUACCAAAACAGGGUAUGACUAUUCCGAGCCAUGUAUCGUGUUAUAUUGUUUGGGCAAAACGUUUGUACCUUAUGGAGAAGACUUAUUUCCUGUUUCGCUGCAGCACCCAAAAAUGUACAAGACUUUCAAAACGGAUGUUCGAGAAGGAUACUAUAUAGCUUGCCGCGGCAGAUCUACAUCUAGACAUCAGGAGCUAGCCAUGGGCUGUAGCAUUGGUGAAAAGGGACAUCUAGAAGCUGCUACACUUGGGUCACUGGUUGAAUUGGUCGAAAGUGGUGAAAUAGGGUUUCUGACAGUAAGACAUCUAUUCCAACCCACGACUAGAUCUGACAUUCUUCUCCCAGGAACGGAAGUUGUUCAACCCUCAGAUCUUGAUGUAACGUUACCCAGUUCUAGUAGUGGUGACAGAGUAUGCGGGAAAGUUGUCACUAGUCAUAUUGGGGACCAAGUUGAUGCCGCGCUUGUACAGAUCAGCCCAGACAGAAUUCCACAAAGGGGAAAUUUCAUCGAAGUUGAUAAAAGGGAUCUGAACUUUGCUGGUUUCCGAAUUGAUCAACAACCCACUUUUGAUGAUGGUGCAAGUAUUGAUGCAAGGACACUUACCAAUGAGAAUAGGGCUAAUAGGAGAAUCAUCAAAGUUGGAAUGAAAACUGGUCUAACGAAAGGCACGCUUUCAACUACGAAUGGAGCUGUUAGGGAAAGAUCACAAACAUUAGAUUAUAUUUACAAUGGUCGGAGAGAUUCACGGGCUAUACACAGUCAGUUGUUAGUUGACUCUUACUACUCGAGUGUAUUUUGUCAACAGGGAGAUUCGGGUUCAGCGGUAUUUUUAGUUGAAGAUGAUGAGAACAAUACAUUAAAAUGUAUAGGCAUGGUUAUUGGAAUGGUUUUAAAAGAUUGUGCCUGUGUUGUCACACCUAUACAAACUAUUCUUCCUGUCUUGCAACACAAGUGUGGAAAGGAGUUACGACUAAAAGAAUUUCAUUUUGAGGAAAUGCAGGGUUAGUUCGUUCUAUAUAGCUGACGUUCUACAGAUCAAAUAAUGCCGGGAAAACGCAGGAAAUCUUAUGCGUUUUUCCGUGAUGUUAUAAGAUUCUUUCACUUGUUGUAGGUGCUAAUGGGAAUUUCCGGCCUCGAGGGUAACUGUUUAGGCGGUAAGGAGGCUCCUGCCGAGUUACCGCGUAAACAGUUACCUGAAAACCGGAUAUUCCCAUCUGCAGCCAAAGCCAGUGAUAUAAUCUUUUUUGUUAGCCCACCAUCAUCAGAUGGUGGGCUAUUAAAAUCACUCUGCGUCCGUGGUCCGUCCGUCCGUCAUUCCGUCCGUCCGUCCGUCCGUCCGUCCAUUAACAAUUUCUCGUUAUCGCAUCUCCUCAGAAACUACUGGGGGGAUUUUGACCAAACUUUGUCAGAAUGAUGUAUUGGUACCCUAGUUGUGUCCCUCUGAAAAUCAGACUGGUUCAACAAUUUAUGAGUGAGUUAUGGCCCUUUGUUUAUUUCUAUAAUUUACAUAGAUUUAUAUAGGGAAAAACUUUGAAAACCUUCUUGUCCAAAACCACAGAGCCUAGGGCUUUGAUAUUUGGUAUGAAGCAUUAUCUAGUGGUCCUCUACCAAGAUGAUUCAAAUUAUUUCUCUGGGGUCAAAUAUGGCCCCGCCCUGGGGGUCACAUGGUUUAUAUAGACUUGUAUAGGUAAAAACUUUGAAAAACCUCUUGUCCAAAACUACAGGGCCUAGGGCUUUGAUAUUUUGUAUGUGACAUCAUCUAGUGGUCUUCAACUAAGAUUAUUCAAAUUAUACCCCUAGGGUCAAAUAUGGCCCCACCCUGGGGGUCAUAUGGUUUACAUAGACUUAUAUAGGGAAAAACUUUGAAAAUCUUCUUGUCCAAACCACAAAGCCUAGGGCUUUGAUACUUGUAAUGUAGCAUCAUCUAGUGGUUCUCUACCAAGUUUGUUCGAAUUAUCCCCCUAGGGUCAAAUAUGGCCCCGCCCCGGGGGUCACAUGGUUCAUAUAGACUUAUAUAGGGAAAAGCUUUUAAAAUCUUCUUGUCAAUAACUACAACAUUCAAAUUUGUACAUGUAUAUUUUUGAGUGGCAAGAUGAACCUUGACAUGAGUUGACCUUGAUUUUGACCUAGUGACCUACUUUCACAUUUCUGUAGCUACAGCCUUCAAAUUUGGACCACAUGCAUAGUUUUGUGCACUUGAAAAAACUUUGACCUUGAUUUUGACCUAGUGACCUACUUUCACAUUUUUGAAGGUACAGGUAUCAAAUUUGGACCAUAUGCAUAGUUCCGUGUUUCAAAAUGAAAUUUGACAUUGAUUUUGACCUAGUGACCUACUUUCACAUUUUUGAAGGUACAGUCUUCAAAUUUGGACCACAUGCAUAGUUUUGUGUUCCGAAAUGAAAUUUGACCUUGAUUUUGACCCAGUGACCUACUUUCUCAUUUCUCAAGCUACAGCCUUCAAAUUUGGACCACAUACAUGGUUUUAUGUACCGAAACAAACUUUGACCUUUACAUUGACCUAGUGACCUACUUUCACAUUUUUGAAGGUACAAGCUUUAAAUUUGGACCACAUGCAUAGUUCUGUAUUCUGAAAUAAAAUUUGACAUUGAUUUUGACCUAGUGACCUACUUUCACAUUUCUCAAGCUACAGCCUUCAAAUUCGGACCACAUGCAUAGUUUUGUGUACCGAAAUGAACUUUGACCUUAUGAUUGACCUACUUUCACAUUUCUGUAGCUACAGGCUUCAAAUUUAGACCACAUGCAUAGGAUUGUGUACCGAAACAAACUUUGACCUUGACAUUGACCUAGUGACCUACUUUCACAUUUUUGAAGGUACAGGCUUCAGAUUUGGACCACAUGCAUAGAUUUGUGUUCUGAAGUGAAAUUUGACCCUUGAUUUUGACCUAGUGACCUACUUACACAUUUCUCAAGCUAAGCCUUCAAAUUUGGACCACUUGCAUAGUUUUGUGUACCAAAUUAAACUUUGACCUUAAGAUUGAUCUAGUGACCUACUUUCACAUAUCUCAAGCUACAGCUUUCGAAUUUGGACCACAUGCACAGUGUUGUGUACGGAAAUGAAAUUUGACCUUGAGCUAGUCAGUAAGUCUUGAAAUUUGGAACACUUCAAAAUGGCACAUUGGUGGGCGCCAAGAUCACUCUGUGAUCUCUUGUUGCAUACCAUAUCUAAGAAUGACAUUUCGUAGUUUUAAAGAAAUGUUGAAAAUAAUGCUUUGUCUACAUUUUUAUUAGUCGAUUUCUUGUGUAGCUAGAACUGGCCAAUGAAAAUAAUUUAAUUACCAUUUUUCAGAUAGUUUUCAGGACAUCAGGACAAGGAUGUUAUAUUUUAGUUAUACUGAAUUUUGUAGAUUUUUAGAAGACUGGUUCUCUUUUAAUCCUUAAAAAUGGCACUAAGAUGUGCAGACCUAAUUUUUGCAGCCAUAUUGGAUUACUGGAUAUAUUUUAUGUCAUUUCUGUGUCAAUUUAUUGACACUUGAUUUAAGUACUUUAAAAUCAAAAUAUACUGAUCACAUGUAGUUUUUCUGUUCUUUAUGUUAAUGUUAUUUGUUUUUGCUGUCAUUCAUUCUAUGUUUCUUUUUUGCAUUUGAUGAGACAAGUUUUGCGUAGUUGGCAAAAUGUUAUUGACCAAUCAGAUCGCAGCUUUUCUGUGCUUGUCUUUAAAUAGUGGUUUACCAGUUAUUUAUUUACUAUUUUUAUUUGCCCUUUUGCACUUAACAUUUUUUCUUGGAAUGGAAAUUGUAUGGAAAUCUAGAGAAAAUUUUAGGAACUUUGAACAUUUUUAUUAGGGAAAUUAAUUAGAACUUUGGACUUUUAUCAUAAUUUUAGUACUCGCAGAAUAUAAUGGAAUCUAUAUGAGUUCUAUUUAGAACAAUGUAAUAAUAAAUUAUGCAGAUUGUGGAAUUUUCUGCAAAUAUUUACAUAAAACGAAGGAAAUUGCAGACGUUGUGUUUUAUUUGAAUUAUCGUCAGUGACUGUAAAAGUGUAUUGAUAGAUAUACAGGUAUUAGAAUUUUGAAGUUAUGAAUGUGCAUUUAUAUGUAAAAGUGAAAAAUAGAGAACUAUAUGACUCGA
Molecule: messenger RNA, 6171 nt
Organism: Mercenaria mercenaria
Lineage: Eukaryota; Metazoa; Mollusca; Bivalvia; Venerida; Veneridae
Exons: 8
Coding region: 127-1890 (587 amino acids)
Source: RefSeq, a predicted model, not a curated record